GGGCGGAGUGAGAGCAUACAUUCUCAGACUGAGGUGGGAGGUUUUAUAUGAAAGACUUGCGUUUAUAUCGUGCUUGAGGAUAUGGGUACACAGCACUGAUCUCGUUCAAACCGUGUGCUUCACGCGUGCGAAAACCACCCCAUCCCCAAAGCUGCCAGAUAUUACGCAGUCCGUUUAAAAGCAAAACCCACAGACUCAUUCCAUCAGUCAGCACUUUGGUCUCACCUGCACUCGCGGUGUUUGGGAGAGGUAUAGUGAUGGAUCAGGAUAAGUACCUGCCAGAUCUCAUUGCCGAGAAGGAAAGCUUGGACCCGUCGUUCGUGCAUGCGUUGCGCCUUCUCGCUGAAGAAAUUGAAAAAUUUGAAGGGGAUGAGUUGAGGAAGGAUGGUGAAGUAAGGAAAUACUUGGAUAUCAUCAGCAACAAAAACAUCAAGUUGUCAGAGAGAGUGCUGAUUCCAGUACAGCAGUAUCCUAAGUUUAAUUUUGUUGGGAAGCUGCUGGGGCCCAGGGGCAAUUCCAUGAAAAGAUUACAAGAGGAAACGGGAGCAAAGAUGUCCAUUCUUGGCAAGGGUUCGAUGAGAGACAAAGGCAAGGAGGAAGAGCUGAGGAAAAGCGGAGAGGCGAAAUACGCCCAUUUGAACUAUGAUCUUCAUGUUUUAAUCGAGGUCUUUGCACCAGCUGGAGAAGCGUAUUCCCGCAUGAGUCAUGCCCUGGACGAGAUUAAGAAAUUCCUUGUUCCAGAUUACAAUGAUGAGAUAAGACAGGAGCAGCUUCGUGAGCUUUCCUACUUAAAUGGCUCAGAUGAUACAAGCAGAGGAAGAACUGUUCGGGGGCGUGGUUUACGUCUGGCCUCUGCAGCCACCACCAGAGGUCGAGGAGGUGCAGCUCCACCCCCUUCACUUGGACGAGGAGCGGCAGCACCCAGAGGAACUGUGGGUACACGCACCUCCCUCCCCACACCCACACUUGCUCGAGGAGUAUCUGCACCCCGGGCCAGAGGAUCUCCAGGGACCCCUGGAUACAGACCAUCGAUACUGCAGGUCACGCACAAAUCAUACGAAGACUAUGGGUAUGAUGAUGGUUAUGAUGGGGAAUAUGAUGACCAGAGUUAUGAGGCCUAUGAUGACAAUUACAGUAAUCAGUCAAAAAGUGUCUCAGAGUAUUAUGAAUAUGGACAAGGAAAUAACGAUGACACCUACAAUAAUUACGCAGAAGAGGAGUGGAUAUCAUCCCGACCCAACCUAAAAGCUCCAGCAUCAAGACUCAGUCGAGGGGGCUACAGAGAUCACCCCUAUGGUAGAUAUUAAAGGUGCUCCAGAUCAUCAGAUCAUCAACCUAAUUUAGGAAAUAAUCUAAAAAAGGCAUCUUAAUAAUUGAUAAGUCAAUUGUGUUUUUAAACUCACCCCAAACUCUGGAAAUCCCAACUAGUUCCCUUGUUUUUAUCUGAAAUUGUGGAUUUAAAAUUGAAUUCAGUAUUUUUUUCGACAUGGAAUGCUCUUUCCUUUAGUUUUCCAUUGUUUGUCCCCCAAAUGUAAAGCAUGGAAUUAGCCUCAGUCAACACUUAUGUGAAAGCAAAAAUGUCUUCGCCGCAGUGAAGAGACUCACAUUGUAAAUAACAUCUUUCUUAAUACUUCUUGAUUUGAUGACGGUAAAUACUGAGUUUGUAUAUUUAAUUUUGAUAUCAGUAUUGGGUUUGAAAGCAAUUGGCUAUGUAAGUAGCCGCAUCAAGUGCUUUGCUUUGUGUGUAGCUUGUAUUUGUACAUACAGUAUAAAAAAUGUAAUAAAAAGGAUGUAAAGCGCCUUGUGCAAGCUUCUCUAAAUAGGUGAUCAUAAUUGUUAAACUUGUGUUGCUAUAAUUGUUAAUAAGGAUGAGAUCAUUUUUGUAAAAUUAGAUAGGUUGUCUAGUACUAAAUGCCUGUUUAAGCUGAGAAAAUGGCUAAUAUGUCUUUUUUUAUAUAUAUACAUAUUUAACAAAGAAAUGCAACAAAAAGAAACCGUCAUUUUGUGUAAUAUUAGAUAAGCUACAUUAAUACAAUUAAACUUUGUUAAAUAAUUUUUAACAUUAGCUCUAAAUUGUUCAUUGACUCUUGAGUAGUCAUUUAAAUGUUUAACAUGUUAAUCAACUGUUUAGAUCAAUAAAUUGAAUCUUUUUUAACACACUCUUUAAGCUUCAGCUUAUUAAACAAAAAUUGUGACCGACUUGUCUGCACUAGCAUCUGCACUAGAGAAAGAUAUGGAGAUUGAGGAGGUAAGAACGUCCCCACAUUACAAUAAGAUGUUCCCCAGCCUUUGGUGUUGCGUACUGCGACAUGCAGUACAGUCAAUUCACUCACAGGAGUGAAUGGGAUCCAGUUAAAUGUAAUGCUUUAUCUUUGCUACCUACAUUAUACAUAUAUAUUCUUCUGCUCUUUAUGGUAAUGAACAUCAAAAGGCUGGAUUUGUGUUGUAAUACCAAUGCUUUUAAAUAUCAGCACUAUUGAGGCCCCAAAGAGACCUGAACUCUUUUCUGUGACUGUUAGAACUGAAUGCUGACGCGUUUUAAGACACCGAAAGGAUGACUAGACGUUAAGCAGGUGCCAGUCUCUUUGUAAGCAGAGAUGCGGUGGAUUGAAUCAGACUUGGUGCUUUCCAGUCAGUAUGUGCUGCAAACCAGUUGGUGCGAAGCAAGAAAGCUGGACUUAUUUAGCUGAAGUGCUUGUAAACAGUCCGUGCAGAUGCUGUAUGUCAGUGUAACUUCUACUUAAAGUAUCAUGGAUCCUGAAGUACUUUCACAAAUAGGGACAUUCUUGGCAGAACAUUUAUCAGAUGAAAGCUGAACAAUGGUUUUGAAGAUUGACCUCACGUCUGGAUCGGCUCAUUUAAACCACAGCAGAGAGACAUGGAUUGCUUAUUGUGCAAUACUGUAAAAAUCCAAUCUGAAUUCUUCAAAGAGUCUCAAAUGAAAUCCGGUUUACAGUGAUUUACCACACCGUGGUAAAAGCAAUGUUGAGCCAAACAUUGUUUUAAGGUUUCAAAAUGACUAAAUACAUUUUCAUGCGUAAUCCUAUGCUGUAAGGUCUGGUAUUUAUAUAUAAUCAGUUGAUUUUUUUUUUUCUUUUUCUUUUCAUGCAAUCUUUUUAAUCCCAAAUGACAAAUGGACACAAAUGGAUAUAAUGAGUAUGUAAUUUAUGCAGUGUCUCAUCAGAAAGUAUAUGACAUUGCUAAAUGGUUAAAAUCUUUUGCAUGGUGGAUUGCAUCCAGGCAGAUUUGCAACCACUAGAUUUGCAAAAACCUUUCCCUGCUCCUUCACUUUACUUAAGGCCUUUGUCGCUCAGAGUUGCAUUUGUUUUGAAAACCUUCACUAAUUUAGAUUUUAUUUUUAUCAGUGUGAUAUAAUUUGAUAGUUUAUCUUUACAUGUUGCAUUAACCUCCAGCUUUAUUUCUCUCUAUAAGCAGGCUUGACGGCACAAUAAAGGGAUACUAAAAGCUAAUUGGCUUUAAAGGUCAGAUUUGAUUGUGAGUAGUUAUUUAUGCAAAAAAAAAAAACUUCCCUUAGGCCUUUUUGGAGUUUCGACAAAAGUAAAUGAUGCAUUUACCCCGAUAAUCAAAAAUAACAGUUAAAACCCCCUCAAUAUUUAUACAAUGAUUAAUGAAACCAUAUGUACAGUUGACACUUCAAUUUCAAACCAAAGUUAUGCCAUAAUGUACCUAACAGGAAAGAAAAUAUCUGUAUACACAUUUGAACUAUAUACAAUAUUAGCUUAAUAAGUGAAAGCAAACCCAGCAUAGGUUUAUUUAUAACCCAAUGGUUGGGUUUAUUAAAACAACCCAACAUUUUUUAGGAUGUAUAAUCAUAUAUUUUUUUAGAUAAAUGUUUGACAAGUCUCAGCCUGUCUGGUCCACCUCUGCUUUAAGUCUCUUGAUGCCUGUCACCUGUGAGAUGCUGUAAAAACUUCAGCCCAUUCAAUCAUGUUUUUCUAAGUGGUAAUUUAACAACAUUUAAGUGUCCUUGAGGUUGUCAUCACAGCUUAGACAGAAUUUAAAAUUAAAAUGGUCUUUUAACUGUACAAAUGAAGGUGCAUUCACUUCAAAUUCGCUACUGUAAGUCCAUGCCUCAGGCCAUUCGGAAAUCUUGCUUUAGCAUUUUGCCGAAUCUGUUAAAGGGUUCGGCCAAAAAUGAUAUUAAACCAUAAACUGUUAAUAAAUAUGGACGUAGUGUCCGUGACGUUAGAGUUCGGGUUAGGUUGUCUGUAUUGGUUUAUAACCCCAAGCGAAACUGGAAGAUCGUCGCAUACGUUGACAUCGCAUAACGUGAUGACAUCACCUUCCGGAAUUCCCUUUGAUCUAUAUCCGAUGCUGAGGGAUUAGCAUGAAAGCAACAGAGUUCCUAUUUUGUUGAUAUAGUGACCCAUAGGGGCACCUUCGCGUCUUCAUACAGAUGCUGAAGCUUUUUAAACAUGUUUCAGAUUCUGAUGCCUUGGGGAGUGAGAAUGGGUUGGCCAUCGCCAUCUUGGCCCCGUCACUCGUGGAUAACCGAAAAUGGGUAAAGAAGCGGGACAGGGGUUAAGCUGAGGUGGUAACCCAUGAUUUACUUACCCUUAAGCCGUCCAAAAUGCAUAUGUCCAUCAUUUUUCAUUCGAACACACUUUCAGUUAUUUUAGAAAAUGUCCUAGAUCUUUCAGAUUAUAAAAUAUAAAGAUAUGGGGUCCACUAAAUGGAGUCAAUUAUUCCGUUUAUAUUACGGUUACCACACCUCAAGACAUCGAUCACAUGAUAAAGGGAUUUGUUCGGUUUUUGUACUUAAAUCGCUAUUGUGAGUAGGACUAUUUCUUUCACAUCUCAUUCAACAGCUCUUUGGCUUGUUCCAAAAUGUCAUUUUAAAGCUGCCAAUGGAGCUUGAGCCGUUGAUAGCAUUCUAAUGCAGUUAUUAAUGAAGUUAUUACACUGAAAAAAAUGAUUCAUUCAAUUUAUUCAAUUUUUUUAA
Molecule: messenger RNA, 4963 nt
Organism: Paramisgurnus dabryanus
Lineage: Eukaryota; Metazoa; Chordata; Actinopteri; Cypriniformes; Cobitidae
Gene: khdrbs2
Product: KH domain containing, RNA binding, signal transduction associated 2
Biological process (GO): regulation of alternative mRNA splicing, via spliceosome
Cellular component (GO): nucleus
Molecular function (GO): mRNA binding; poly(A) binding
Source: RefSeq, a predicted model, not a curated record